Messenger RNA from Lymnaea stagnalis (great pond snail), 6491 nucleotides. The record is from the annotation of a GenBank genome assembly. Lineage: Eukaryota; Metazoa; Mollusca; Gastropoda; Lymnaeidae.
CACUGAGUUAGACUAUUCCAUUCUUCAAAUGAAAUUGUGACCUUUGCCUUUGCUGUCUCGAGAUAGUUUUAGUUCUUAUCUUAUCUUAAAAGCAAUAUUGGUUAAUUGUUGUGGUGUCUACCCGUACCCCGCAAUGAAAUAAACUUAUUAGUUUCAGUGACUUCGCAACAACCAACAAACAUAGACUCAAAUAAACAGAAAAUAAAGACAUUAAAGUAAAGAGUAAAAAGAAAAGAAGAGGGCACCCGUAUGGAAACUUUCUUUUAUUUUUAUUAUUUAUAUCUUACUUAUAACUAAAUUAUAAAUAUUACUAAAUAUUAUUAAAGUAUUAGUUAAAUUAGUAUUAGUCUUUGUUUUGUAUCAUUAUCGGUCCUUUAGACUUUAGAACUACUCAAACUUGUUAACUAGGCUUAUCUAAAUUAUUAUCACUUGGUGACUUAAUUUUAAUGAUAGUUCCAGAAAUUACACUUGCUGAGGCCUUGUUUGAUAUUUAUAAUAAAAACACUAACUAGUAUUUAGUAUUGUAAUUGUAUUGUAACUGUACUGAUACUAAGUCUAAUGGCAGUGGUUAAGCUACUAGACUAUACUAACCACUUUCCUUUCUCUCUCAAUCUCUCAAACUCAAAUAAAUAUAUUUUAAGAAAUGAUGACUUAAUCAGCAUCAGUUACUCAAAAAAGAUGUUAGUGUUAGUAUUUUACUAAAUUUUAGGCUAAUUUUAAAAUUAAAGUCUGUGUACUGUGUAAAAAUAGUAAAAUUAUAAUGUUCACUUAUACUUAUACUUAUUCACUUUAUAAACUUUAUAAUUAUAAUAGUAGUAAUAGUAAUAAUAUAUUAUAUACAUUAUACUAUACUAUACUUAUACAGCUUGAAUGAAGAUAGAAGAUUGAAGAUCCAGGAAAGACAUUGUCAUUGAUAACAUGAAGCAUAGGGCAUAGGCGAUAGGCAAGGUCAUACAAACUGUUGGGUUGGGGUGAAGGGGUGCCUGCCCAGGUGCCAGCCUCCAUAUAUAUAAGCAUAUCAUAUAAUUAUAAGCGGAGGAAAGGUGGUGGUCUGCCACAGGAACCAAAAUUGUAAAUUAUCCACUGUAUAUAUUUUAAAUAUGCAAUCUUAGCGGAAAGUGGGGUAGGGGGAGGGGGUAAUUUCAGUCAAAAGCAUCUAAAAGCAUUAUAUAUAAUUCCUAUAUUAUUUUUAUUAUUUAUUGAUCGGGAGUGGGGCACUAUUUUCAGGCUUCAGCGAAGUCACUGCUUUUCUCUAUAUGGCCCUGAUCAUAGCAAUAGCCAUGUUAAUGUUAUAUUAUUUAAUACAAUUUUGUAUUUUUCAAAUGAAUAUUUUUUAAACUAUUAUUUCGGAUAUUUAUAUAACCUUUUGCUUAACAAACCAUUUUCUUCACCAGAUGAGUCAUUUUUGAACAUGGACAGACUAGUUACAAUUACAAUUUUGUUGUUUUUCUGCUGUGUAUCAUUCAUCAGUGGGAAGGAAAAAAUCAAAGUCCUCAACGAUUUUGACAAGGUACAGCAUAAAGGUAGGCAUAGCUGGGCCACUCAUCCCUACUACAAGAAAUAAUUUUUAGGUGAUUAAUAAGUAGAGAGCUGAUUUUUUAUCCAUGCUAUGAACAAGUGAGGUUACCCUUGCUGCCUAGUGAAGUUACCCUUGCUGUCUAGUGAGGUUACCCUUGCUGUCUAGUAGUGAGGUUGUAUCCUUGCUGUCUAGUGAGGUUGUAUCCUUGCUUUCUAGCAACAGCUAUAUGAUUGGUUUUUUCAGGAGAUUUUUUCACCCUUUAAUUAGAAACCAUUUACUAUUUCUACUAUCUAUCACUUACUCUUCUAUCUAACAAUCAUUUUCUCCCAUUAUUUCCAACUAGUUUGUUCUAGAAAUAGCUUGAAUUGGCAUUUAUGAAACCUACUAUUGAGCAUUUAACAGUCGCUCAAUAUAGCAACUUCCAAACUUGUGGCCAAUAUUUACUGAUUUGUAUUUUAAAGAACUGUAUACUUAUUCAAUCCUAACACUGAAACUAUUGCAAUGCUGACCUUCAUAAAUAUAUAAAUAUAAAACUAUUGUUCCAACCCUCUUUCACAUAAUUUGAAUGAUAUAGCCCACUUUUGCUGACCAAAACACACUUAAAAAAAACAACACAUUGAUAUGAUUUAUCCUGACAUAUAAAUGGAUGAUAUUUAUAUAGUUAAUAUAGGAUGCCAAAAGAAACUAUAAAGGGUUGUUUUUUUUAAACAAUGCAAUAGUUGAUUUAAAAAUUUGUAGCCAGCUAAUUAAAAAUUAAACAUUUACUCUGUAAACUUUUCCUGAAUUCCCUUCAAUAAAUCUGCAAAUCAAAAAUCUUAAGUUCAUUAAUAAAAAUCAAAUUCGAUCAUCAACUACAUUAAAAAACUAAGAGCUUUAAGGUUUACCUUGUAUUUAUUUUACUAAAACUAACAGAUGUUUUUAAUUUAUCUGUUGCCAUAUUCAAAGCUGCUUUAUUUACUGCCAGAAGAAAGUUACAAAAUAUAACUCUUCUUUGACAUUGGAAUACCAAGCCUUAAACUAAUUACAAAUGUUUGCCUUGCAAUUUUCACCUUAGCUGCUGCCAUUAUACCAAACUAAAUGAAAUAUUCUAUUAAAAUUUUUUUAAAAUUAUUGUUUUCUCCUAGACUGCAGCUCAUUAUUGAAAGCGGGCUACAACAUCUCUGGAGUAUACAGAUUACAUCUAAAUGAUGCCGAUCAUUUGGUAAGUUAUUAUUGAUGGCUAACAGUUAGUCACAUCAUUGGUCUACAGGUGCAUGCAAUGUUUCAUUGUUAAUGUUUACUUACUGUUUGAACUAGCAUCUUAAACACCAUCUACCUCUUGCCUAUCUGUAUUGAUUCAAGCUCACGUUUCACCUAACAGAUGCCUUGUGAAUUCCGUGACAACACCGCCUUUACUGUUAUUCUUCGUCGUUUGAGCAACUCCUUGUCAUUCAUACAGCCAUGGGCCUAUUACGAGGCAGGGUUUGGUCAUCCUCAGGACAAUUUUUGGGGUGGUCUGGCACAAAUAUAUGCUUUGACUGCAGCAGGUCAGUCUGAUAUUUUGUCUAUGUCUUGCGGCUCUUUCAAAAAUAUUAUAGUGCGGCAUCAUUUCUUCUGCAAAGGAUAUUUAUGCUAAAUGGAAAUGGCUACAUUAUCUUAAAACUUUUAAAAAUCUAUAAUUGAAUAUUGAUUAAGGGGGGAGGGAGGGGUUUAAUCUAAACAUAUAAGGUGAGAAAGUGCACAUUGUUUUUGCUUGUGUCACAGGCAACAAUAAGUUACAAAUCAACAUGCAGGAUUGGGCAGGAAACAACCAGAAUGCUGUUUACAGUGGAGUGUAUUUAGAGAACAGAGACACUCGGUACAGGCUUCAUGUGGGAGCCUACAGAGGUGAGAUCAUCUGCUCCUAACACCUUUGACAAUCACUGACAUGAGCUUUGAAUUCUACCUGACAAUCAUUGUCAUGAGCUUUGAAUUCUGCCUGACAAUCAAGACAUGAGCUUUGAAUUCUGCCUGACAAUCAUUGACAUGAGCUUUGACUUCUGCAUGGUGCAAGAUUUCAACCUUUUUAAUGUUUUUUUUUUUUUUUUUUUUUUUUUUUUUUUUUUUUACUGAACUCCUCAUUUUAUAGACAGCUUUGAUUUACUAACAAUUUUAUUUAUUUUGGAGAAUGCUCAUCAUUUAUAUUUUGUAAAUGAUCUUCAGUUGACCUAUAUUUACAAUAUUUGAUCAAAAUUUCAAAGUGAAUUGUGAAUGGACAGCUAUUCUUGUACCAAGAAAGACAUAAUUUAGUUGAUGCAUUAUUCUUAGUAUAAAGGUAUUGUUAACUCUAUUUAUUCUAGUUCUUAUCGUCUGUCUCUCUCUAAAUUUCAUAGUGAAUGACAAUUUUUUUCUUUCUAAGUUGGUAUUUGGUAGAAAGUUUUUAGAAACCAAGCUCAAUAAAGUUAAAUAAAUAUUUAAUUACUAUGUUAACAAACUAUGACACCAAAUAUGUCUAAAUUAUUUUUUUUUUAUAGGGUCAUUACCUGAUGAAUUGACCUACCAUAACAACAUGCCAUUUUCAACUUACGAUGCACCUGACCCUUAUGGUAACUAAUUCAUAUCUAAAAUUAUUUUUAAUGUAUUCCAUAAAAGAAAAAAAAAGCAACUAAUAUUGAAAUAGAGGAGAUCAACAAUGCUAUUUAUUAAAGAAGAUCUUUCGCGUUCUAAAAAACAAGGUACAUAAUAUUGUAGAUAAAAUGACUUGCCGUGACAUUAAAUAAGAUGGUCAUGUCCACACCCAUAAAAGUCACUUCAACACUGCUUAAUUCACUCUCCCUAAUGCUCCUAUAAUGACAGAGUUGUCUACAUUUCAAGACACUGGUUAUUGCUUGAUAUUUGUCAGUGGUCAUUCACGCCAAUGGUGCAAUUCUGGGAUAGUAAGCAAACCCUGAGAAUAGAAAACCUCAGCCACCUAAGUUGGAAGAAAGCAGCCAUCCUUUUAAAAAUUGGCUAUCACAGUAUAAUGAAACAAUAUAUGUCAAAUGAAGAAAUAAAUAGACAAAAAUGAAGAGUAAAAUGUGCAGUUGUAAAUUUUUCCAGGCUGUGCAGCAAACAUGAAGGCAGGCUGGUGGUACAACUUCUGCGCAUACACCCUGCCCACUGGCAUCUAUUACAACGGUGGAUGGUACACGCCAGGAGGCUCCAUGUAUGAUGGAAUUUUCUGGAAGGAUUGGUACGGCUACAACUACUCUCUGAAGUUCAUCUCUUGGACUUUAUCCCCCUAAAGUGGUGUCCCUUGUCAGGCCUUAGAUAAUUUUUUAUGCUUUUUGGACAGUUUUUGUUUUAGAGUACACAGUCAGGCAUCAGAAGAUCAUGGUCAUGUUUCUCAUUGUUUUUUUCAUUGUUAAAGGAGAAAUGUAAUUUUGAUGGCAGAAUUAUAUUUUUAGUAUAAAUAUUCUACAAAGGAAGUUCUUUGGAAACAAAUUUGUCAUUUAAAAAAAAAAACAUUUGUUUGGAUCUCGGAGCCUGUUGAAACAUCUACCAUUCCAUCUAUCGACUUUUUUUUUAAGAUACACUUAAGACUUCAAGAUGAAAAUACCCAUACAUCAUUUUUUUUUGCGGUAAAAUUCAUAAAGGCCAACACUAAAGGAAUUGAAGAAUCAGUUAUGCACUGCCUUACAAAUUAUUUGUUUAUCAUACAAAAUUGUAUUAUUUAUUAACAGAUUUGUUUUACCCCUUUCACUUACCCAAAGCUUUAUUUAAAAAUCAUUCCGCUUUUUAUUAUGAAACAAAAUUUUGUAAUUUCAGUCUCUUUUUUUAUAUCUACAAAUCUAGUAAUGUUAGCUUGUUAUGUUCCAUGUGUGUAUUACACUAAAUGUUUAAACAUUUUAGAUUUUAAACUUAAUGAUAUUUAUUUCAAACUGAAUCUCCCAUCAAGAUAAAGAAAGUUCUUUCCAUUUAGUUUAUUUGAUAAUUCAGUUCAAUUAAUACAUUUUUACCCACACUAAUUUUUGGUCAGUUUUUGUAAUUUGCUUUUGGACAUAUGCGACCCAUUCUGACAAAAGGACAGAUAAGUCACUGGAGCAAUUUUUAUGUAGUGGGGUUCCAGCUGGGUGAAAAUUAUAUUAUUUUUGAAAUAGAUAAAUUAUACAAUGUUAUAUCAUAUUAUAGCGCUAUUUUUUAAAAUAAUAAAUUAAAUGACCAUGUGUUGAAAUGCCUACUCAUGUUCCCAAUAGUUAUACAGUUUAUUAAAGCGUACCUUAGUUUAAUGCCUUACACAUUGCUCUAUCAUGUUAUACACAUGUUAUACAUUGAUCAAAAGGCUGGAAGCCCUUCUUCUGUUCGAUUACCACAAUGUAUUUUAUAAACCAAUGAAAGUCCUAAUUUAAGUUUAGCCUUGGUUAUAAAACCUAGCUCUACCAAUAUGCUAUCUGUGAUUGGUGGAAGCAACUAAAGGGACAUAAGCGCUAUCUAUUUGAUGUCCAAAAUAGCUUGUUUAUUUAAAAAAUUGCUUCACCUUAAUAAAACAAUUGCAGUUUUUUUAAUUAUUGUUGAUGUCACAGAAAAGGGAAUCCAAUGCCGUUUCCAGCAAUGCAUAGGUAUUCAAAAUAUGAUUAAGGUUGCUGUGGACUUCUGCGUGAUACAAUGCUAAAACUUUUAAAAAAACUUUUCCUCAAAACUCUGAUGAUUUUUUACAGCUGACCACUUCAAAGUCUCACAGAAAAGUUAAGAAUGUAGCUUAGUAGUAUUCAGUUGUGUAUCAAAUGAAAGCCUGCCCAAGCCCUUUUAAACCAUAUAUAAAACUCCUCCUAAACUCGUAUCUAUGUGUCUGUGAGAACAGGUCACAUGUGAUUGCUUGCAACUUUUCUGAUUAUGAAGCUGUUCUUUCAGGCAGUAACUACAAAGUGUGCCUUAAUAAAUAAUUAGUGGAACAAGAUAUGUUUUGACUUGCAAAAAAAAAAAAGGCAGGACAGUGAAAUUUUGGCUAAAUGCCUUCUUCAUCAGCCAAUGCAAA